Messenger RNA from Durotheca rogersii, 231 nucleotides. RefSeq lists its product as uncharacterized. The record is from RefSeq and is a predicted model, not a curated record. Lineage: Eukaryota; Fungi; Ascomycota; Sordariomycetes; Xylariales; Xylariaceae. Gene Ontology annotation, cellular component: mitochondrial inner membrane. The transcript is spliced from 3 exons. Bases 1 to 231 code for a protein of 76 amino acids. Gene Ontology annotation, biological process: mitochondrial respiratory chain complex IV assembly.
AUGGCUGCCGGAUUCGGAAGCUCUUCCUAUUACGACAAGGGAUACCGGCAAUCGCCCGCCCUCAUCCGCGCGCGGCGGCCCUACUUCUUCAAGAACGUCGUCGUCGGGACCGCCGUUGCCGCCUUCGCCGUCGGCGUCUAUAUCUACACGAUCAACGCCAUCGGGCAGGACGAGUUCGAAGAUGUCAAGGUCCCCAGCUCGCCGAGCCCGCCUGAGAAUAAAACUCGAUAA